GUGAUGUAUUAAUCUUAAGAGUGUCAAAUAACUUGAGUCACGAGGAAUAAAGAGAAUGUUCAGUUACAGGGGGAAGGACAAUAUAGAAUAAGCGGUGGGAUAGGGAAACCGGGUGAAAUAAAGAUGGCUUUUUGAGUGCGAGACUAAACCGGACUAGAUGUGUUUGGUGGUGACAAAUUCCAAAAUCGAGGACGUAACAAUUUGGCGAACGAGGUUGGGGAUUUAUUUAUCGCGGUUGUGAGUUGUUUGGCAGGCAGACCCUCGAGAGAAACUUUUUGGCGUUUGGUGAGCCAGGUGAGUGAUAUUUUCGACAUUUUACCGCUGAUUUUACUAUGGGAUCUUGACCAACAACACUAAAAGCAUGAUUGUAGUGAAUGGAGGGUACUACGCCCUGUUGUCCGGGUGAUACAAGUGAGGUUAUUGUCAAUUUUAUCAUAGUGAUGGUGCGAACAACAAAGUCUGUCAAUCGUGAAAUACCAGUGGAACUAGAAAAGAAAGCGGUGGUGUGGAGUUUGAAUGAUGUUGCAUAGAAUAUGAAUUAGUGUUGGUGAUGGGAAAGGCGCUGUUAGCCUUGGCGUCGCUCAUGGAAAGAAUUCUGAAGCGGUAAGUAAUGGUUAACUGAGAGAGGUAGAGAUAGAGCAGAGAGUUAGCAACUUGAACUGUUGGUUCAAGAUUUUUGACCGGAAUGUGUAUGUGCGAGUGUCCUUGAUUUCUUCAGGGGGAGGUGAAUCUAAACUGUUGGUUUAGAAGAUAGUUCUGUGAAACCAAGAGCUCCAAACUGUUGGUUUGGAAGAUAAAGAGAUGUGAACUGCUGGUUCCAUCAGAGUGAAAAAUGUUGAAUGCUAUGAGGGAAUGAGGGGUCAACUACUCAAGAAAUAUUUUGUCUGUACUGUUGGUAUAGAUUAUUUGGUAAAACUAUGACAUCCGAACUGUUGGUUUGGAACUUGAGGCAUAAGAAUACUAAGGAGAUGCGCGCUGAAUUGAGCUUGGAAUUCCGAGAUUCUUUCGGGGAAAUAAAACAUAGAGCUGUUGGAUGGGAGUUAAUUGUGAGUUUUAUAAAUGAAAGAACUUGAGUAUUGGGAAAUAAUGUUUUGGUAAAAUUACACUUAUAAAUAAAUAAAAAAAAAAUAAAAUAAAAAUAAAAAAACUGGAGGGAUAUAUCUCACAAAACUAUAAUCAUGCCUUAAUUAUAAAGCAAAAGGGACUGUUUUCAUAUGUUACCUACAAUCAUGCAGUGUUCAUUGGUCAAGAAGAAGAAAAAAAAGAAAGCCUAUAACAUAUAACAUGGAGUAAUAUAUUUUUUGGAUCAUAUAUCAUUUUUUGAUAGUGAUUCAAACACCAUGGAAGCAUUUCGGCCAGUGCGGCCAUUUGACAUGAACAUUGAGGAUAACCGCAUGGCAUCUGAAUGGGAGAAAUGGAAAAGACAACUGGAAUGCUAUUUCAUUGCUUGUGGAGUUCAAGAUCAGUCCGACAAACUUGCAAAGCUCUUGUACCUGGGAGGCCCAGACUUACAAGAGUUGUACGAUAAUCUGCCAGAUGCAAAGCGUGUUCCUUUGAUAGUAACAGAACCUCCUCAUUACGACGUGGCCAUUAAAGCCCUGGAUGAUCACUUCGAACCGAAACGGAUGAUUGCAUACGAGCGUUAUCUGUUCAGACAAAUGGCUCAAAAGCCACAAGAACGGUUAUCUGAUUUUGCGUUGCGCUUGAGGAUCCAAGCCAAACGAUGUGGGUUUACUCCUGAGCACUUUGAGGAAAUGAUCGUGGAUCAAAUUACCGAGAAAUGUAAUUCUGAACCACUACGAGUUGAAAUUUUGAAGAAGGACCACAGAUCUUUGAGUGAAAUCAUUGCUCUGGGAACUACCAUGGCUGAUACGAAAACAAAGUCGAUGCAAAUGAGCAAAAUGAGCGGAUCUUUUGGCGGGGCUUCAGACGAAGCUAGAAUUCAAAUGGUGCGGGAUAGGUCUUUCCGAUCCAAACCAAGAUUGCCAGUGAAGGUUGCCAUGAAUCAAGGAACAGUAAUGACAUGUUUUGCGUGUGGUCGUCUAGGACAUCUAAAGGCCAGUAAAUGGUGCCCGGCAAAAGAUGUGCAGUGUAAUAAGUGUCAGGCAUACGGCCACUUCUCAAAGACGUGUUUUCGGUUCGGAUCUUCAGGUCCGGGUUCAUCAUCAGGACAGGAGAGGUUCCAUCAGGACCAAAACGCUAGACUUGGCAAACGCAAAUCGGAAUUCAGGAGCAACCCCGGGAAUAACAGCUACGGAAAUGAGGGUUUUGGUAGACCGGCAAAGCGCAUUCGUGCAGUAACGGAAGAGGAUGAGCACGAGAAACGGAUGGAGAAAGAAGAUGGUUAUGUGUUCUACGCCAUGGGGAGCAACGAAUUUCAUUUCGCUGUCGGAGGAGUUACUAUCCGUAUGACUAUUGACUCGGGUGCAAAUGCCAACAUUAUUUCGUUGGAAACUUGGACUCAAAUGAAGGAGGCAGGGGCAAUAGUCACAGAUCAAGGGCACCCAGAGCGGGUUUUGAGAGCGUACGCGUCGGACACUCCACUGAAGCUUGUCGGUACAUUCAGAGCUAACAUUACAGCCGGUUCUAAUGAAGUAAACGCAAAGUUCUAUGUCGUAGACGGUGGUCGCCAAUGUCUGCUUGGAGCAAAGACUGCCGAGGAACUACAUGUCUUGAAAAUCGGCUUUGAUGUUGCGACAGUAAGUGGGGGCACUGAGGCGUUCCCUAAGGUGAAAGGGGUACUGCUGGAAAUCCCAAUUGACGAGUCUGUCCAACCAGUUCAACAGCCGUACCGUAGAACACCGAUCGCAAUGGAGAAAAUGGUUGAAAAACGACUCCAAGAACUGCUGGAUAAAGACAUAAUCGAAAGAGUUACCGAACCAUCGGCCUGGGUUUCUCCUCUAGUGCCGGUAUUGAAGGAUUCCGGUGAGGUUCGACUUUGUGUGGAUAUGCGGCGAGCAAACCGUGCUGUUCUUCGAGAAAAACACCCUCUGCCAGUGAUCGACGAGUUGCUUGGCGGAAUAGACGGGGCGGUUCGUUUUUCCAAAGUCGAUGUCAAAGAUGCUUAUCAUCAAAUCGAAAUUUCCGAGCGAUCCCGAGGAAUAACCACAUUCAUGACAAAGUACGGGCUAUUCAGAUAUAAGAGAUUAAUGUUCGGUAUCUGUUCGGCUCCCGAGUUAUUCCAGAAGGUGAUGGAGACAAUUGUUGCUGGCUUGGAGGGCGUGGUUGUGUUUUUGGAUGACGUAAUGGUUUAUGGGAGGUCCAGUGAGGAACAUGAUAGGAGACUGAAUGCUCUUCUGGACCGAUUGGAAUCCUACGGAGUUUUGCUCAAUCAUCAAAAGUGUCAGUACAACGUUACUAGUCUACAGUUUCUGGGUUAUGAUCUAUCAGCAGACGGGGUGAAGCCGACUGAAAGUCGAGUACAAGCAAUCCAGCAAUUUCGUGCUCCGCUGUCCGCUUCUGAACUUCGUAGCUUUUUGGGUUUAGUGACAUACGUGGGUAGAUUCGUACCUCAUUUGGCAUCAAAAACCGAUCCUCUUAGGAGCCUUUUGAGAAAAGGAGUUCCAUUCAAGUGGGAAGAGAUACACCAAAAAGCUUUUGAGUCGAUCAAACAAGAAAUACUGUCGACUGGCUUUCUGGGAUUUUUCAACCCAGCGGACACCACCUUGCUCAUCGCAGAUGCUAGCCCUACCGGUCUUGGAGCGGUACUUCUUCAGGAAAAUCGCAGUAAUGAGAAAAGAAUCAUCGCUUUUGCUAGUAAGGCGCUAACAGACUUGGAGAGAAAGUAUUUCCAGACAGAACGGGAGGCGCUGGCGCUGGUUUGGGCGGUUGAGAGGUUUAAACUGUUUCUUCUGGGAACAAAAUUCAAAUUGAUAACUGACUGUAAGCCGUUGGACUUCUUUUUCUCUCACCGAUCGAAGCCCUGUCCGCGCAUCGAAAGAUGGGUGUUGCGAGUACAGUCAUUCUCUUUCGAAGUCGUUUAUCAACCAGGAGCCACCAAUCUCGCGGAUUCACUUUCAAGACUGCCUGUCGUACAACCGAAGCCUUUUGAUCAGGACACGGAGUUGUAUAUCAUGAAAGUUACAACCUCCGCGAUUCCUGAAGCACUGACGAUUCAAGAGAUAGAAGAGCAUACAAACAGGGAUGAUAUGAUUCAGAAGGUUAUGAUUGCGCUUGAUAAUGGCGUCUGGCCAGAUGAGAUUAAGAUGUUCAAACCCUUCCAAACAGAGUUGUAUCGAUCGGGAGGUCUAUUGAUGAGAGGUGAACGGAUUGUUAUCCCUGCAGAUCUUCAGCAACAGACGCUGCGAAUAGCGCAUGAGUCGCAUCCAGGCAUAGUUUCUAUGAAAAGAAGGCUGCGGCAGAAAGUGUGGUGGCCUGCUGUGGACAAACAGGCAGAAAAGGUGGUGAAGAGCUGUAAAUCGUGCACAAUUGUGUCUGCCCUCGAUCCACCGGAACCGAUAAAGAACACUAGGAUGCCAGAUAGAGCAUGGGCGGAUUUAGCAGCUGAUUUCGUAGGGCCUCUUCCGUCGGGGCACAAUCUCCUUGUCAUUGUCGACUAUUUCAGCCGUUUUGUCGAAGUCGUCGUAAUGAAGCAAAUCACCGCUACGUUAACCGUUCAAGCGUUCCAUGAGACAUUUUGUCGGUUUGGCUUUCCAGAGACGCUGAAAACCGACAAUGGCCCCCAAUUCACGGGAGAAGAGAUGAAAACAUUUUGCAAACAGUUUGGAAUAGAGCAUCGAAAGACCACUCCAUACUGGCCUCAAGCCAAUGGGGAAGUGGAGCGCGUUAAUGGGAUGAUCGAGAAACACUUGAAAAUAAGUCAUCUGGAGGAGACGGAGUGGAAGUGGGAUUUGCGAAUGAGUGUCCUCAUGUAUAACUCAACGCCACACUCGUCCACAGGAGUUGCACCAUCGGUUCUGUUGUUUGGUAGAUUAAUACGCGAUAAGUUGCCAGCAGUAUCCACCGGCCCAAACCGAUUGAUCGAAGAAGCAAUGGACCGGGAUAAAGUAUCGAAGCGGAAGAGUGCUGAUUAUACGGAUAGUCGUCGGAGAGCUAAACAGAGAGAACUGAAGGCCGGUGAUAUUGUCUUCGUCAAAAGGAUGAUAAAGGAUAAUAAAUUGGCAUCUACGUUUAGCCCAGAAGAAUGGAAGAUUGUUCAUCGCUGCGGAUCUGAUGUAACCUUGCAGUCCAUGGUAUCAGACAAAAUUAUCCACAGGAACGUGGCGCAUCUCAAGCUGCGGACAUCUAGUCGAAGUGACAGUCAAGAGGAAACAUCGGACGAAGAAGAAGUAUCAACAGAAGACAUCUGGAGCAGCCGAGGAGGAGCCACCACUCAGGAAACUGAUGGCCAUGAGCAACAAUCGGGAGAAGAGUCAUCAGUGCGUCCCCGAAGGAUGAUCAAGAAACCAGGUUACCUAGAAGACUACAAAAUAAAUAAUUGUCAGUGAUUUGUAUGAAAAGGAGGAAUGUGAUGUAUUAAUCUUAAGAGUGUCAAAUAACUUGAGUCACGAGGAAUAAAGAGAAUGUUCAGUUACAGGGGGAAGGACAAUAUAGA
Messenger RNA from Aedes albopictus (Asian tiger mosquito), 5554 nucleotides. RefSeq lists its product as uncharacterized. Gene Ontology annotation, biological process: DNA integration. Gene Ontology annotation, molecular function: nucleic acid binding; zinc ion binding. The record is from RefSeq and is a predicted model, not a curated record. Bases 1341 to 5447 code for a protein of 1368 amino acids. NCBI's taxonomy places the organism in Eukaryota, Metazoa, Arthropoda, Insecta, Diptera, Culicidae. The transcript has 2 exons.